UCCAUUAUUGUCAAAACACAAUGAGCAAAACGAUAGAAAUGUACCCGUCGAUUUUUGCCCUGCCUAAUUAAUUAUGAACUACGAAAAGCCGAUUUAGAGCGAAAAGCGAACGUAAAUGUACUAAAAUCAAGCAUACUAAGUGAAAUGGAAGUUUGCCUUGAAGUUGAUGGGAUACUAAAAACGGAGAAACCAGAAAACAGUCCUGUAGCCUUUUCCUCAUCGUCUGCUCCAACAAUCGAUUCCCCAAUAAAACUCGAAUAUGAGAUUGGUGAUGAGGAAUUCACACAAAAUAGUAAUCUUCAUCUCGAAUAUCAGAUUUGUGAUGAGGAAUUCACACAGAAGAGUGACCAUGAAGACGACUUAGUACCGAAAGAGGAACAGAUUUACAGUUGCGAAAUUUGCGGGAAACAAUUUUCUUCGAAGAAUGCCCUGAAGAAGCACAUGAUCGUUCAUACUGAAGACAAACCAUUUCAGUGUAAUGUGUGUGGCAAAGGAUUCCAGUAUUAUCAUAAAUUAAAGGACCACAGCAAUAUUCACACUGGUGAACGUCCCUACAGUUGCACUGUAUGCGAAAAAAAAUUUUCGUCUAAAAAGAUACUUGGUCAACACAUGCCUAUUCACGCAAGCCAGCGUUUGUACAAAUGUAUUGUGUGCGGAAAAGAAUUUUCUAUUAAGCGUUACCUAUCUAAACACAUGUGUAUUCACCAAACUGAGUACAAAUAUAAGUGCGAAGUGUGUGGCAAAGCCUUUAAUGAUGGUGCUUACCUCGCGGGCCACCAACGCAUUCAUACGAACGAAAAGUUAAAAUGCACCAUUUGCGAGAAAGAUUUUUCCAAUAAGUAUUAUCUCAGCAGACACAUGAAAAUUCACGUGGAAGGUUACAAGUAUAAGUGUGAUGUGUGCGGCAAACAAUUCAUCUCCAAACCACUUUUGAAAGACCACGAAUAUAGUCACACAGGUGAACGGCCUUACAAAUGCACUGUAUGUGAAAAAGAUUUUCAGGGUAAACUAAAUCUAGCUCAUCACAUGCGCCAUCACUCAAGCGAGCGGCCUUACAAAUGCGCCGUAUGUGGAAAAGAUUUCGUCAUUAUGGUUUACCUAACUAAACAUAUGCUUACUCACACCGAUGAUUACAAGCAUAAGUGUGACGUUUGUGGCAAAGGUUUUAUGACCAGGAAAUUACUGGAAGAUCAUAAACGCUGUCAUACAGGAGAGCGACCGUACAAAUGCACUGUAUGUGGGAAAGCUUUCGCGUCUAAAACUUACCUGUCCAGACACAGGUCUAUUCACGAAAGUGAUUACAAGUACAAGUGUGAAGUGUGUGGCAAAGGCAUGAACGAUAGUUCAGGCUUCGCGAAACACAAAAGCCUUCAUACGAAGGAAAAGUCAAUGCACCAUAUGCGGAAAAGAUUUUAGCUCUAAGAUUGGCCAAGGAUUCACAAAAGCAAACAUUUAGAGGUAGUUUGGAAACAUUGAUUGAGGAACUUCACUCACUAUGAUGAAUAACAUUCAACGAGAUCACAUCGAACGGUGUUCGUAUAUUACGAACCAACUAUUGUAUAUUGAAUUCUUAUUACUUACACUUUAGAGUGUAUUCAGCAACACUUCGGCGCAACGCGCAACACUGCUGUCAUUAUGAGCAAACUUAAUAAAUGAGCCAGAGGCUCACUCACUUCUGUUUUUUGCAACCAACUGUGUUAGACGUGUUUUACACUUCCGGUGAAACUCUCAACGGGUGAGCACGUUGCAUCGUGUUAGUCCGGAGAAAAUUCGAGUAUUUCGCAAGAAAGAAAGGAUUUUCAGCCGUGCUUUGACGAUUCGACGCAGCCACACAGCGAGAUUUUCGCUUGUAGUCAAGUGAAAAUAAAGUCCAUUGGACUAUAAACGAAAAUUAACUGGCAAUAUAGCCUUAGUUGCUGUGCCAUCAAUUCGGCGUCAUCUCAAGUGAGGUGACGCCAACCAGAAAAGAAGAAGAAGAAGAAGACGUGUUUUAAGAACUUAAAAGAAAACCAUUAUCAUUACGAGCCUUCUGGAACAUAUUAGUGGCGACGAGGAAAAGGAAGCUGAUUUCGGACACAUUUCUAAGGCGCAAGGAAAAUUUCGGCGUGAGGAAGCUGUUGGAGUAAUUCCGGGCGCGGAUAAAUUUCGGAAUAGCAGCGGAACGGCGGAAUCGAUUUCUGGACAAUUUUCAGAAGCUGUGGAUAAAUUCGGUGUCGACGCUUAAGGUAAGCGUGACUUUUUCAUUAAAACAAAAGAAACUAUUGUGAGGUGGUUUUUGGUUCGCGAAUCCGCUUUGUUCGCAAAUUAUAAGCGAUUUUGUUAAUUGUGAUACGCCAUUUUGAAUUUUUUUUUCUCGCGGCGUCAGUUUUGUGGACAAUUAAAAUUUUUUCCUGUAAAGUUUUUGGUGGAAAGAAAAGUUUUUGCACUAUAUUAAGAGUGUUUUUUCUCUUUAUUUUGAGAGUUAGGUACAAUUUAGCACAGCAGGAGAAAUCUGGCUGCGGAAACAAUUUGAUUGCUGCUUUGGUUCUUCGAAAAAUUUCGUGACUUUGGCAUUGCGUUUGUGUGAGUGACGGUUUAUUCCGGUGAGUAACAGAAAUAUUUACAAUUUAUUGUUUUAAAAUUUUGACUUUAUAUAACUUGUAAUUUGUGGUAAUUUGAAAUUGAUAGAUUUUUGCCUUAUAUUUGAUUUUGAUCAGAAUUUUGACAAAAAUGUCCUACAUGGUGGCCCCUAAUAUUGAACCUUACCGCAAGGGCCAAUCUUUUGCCACUUGGAUAAAGCGUUUGGCGGUUCAUUUCUGGGUGAACAAAGUUAAAGAUAAUGAAAAAAAGGAUCAGAUGUUCAUCUUGGGAGGAGAUUUUUUGUUCAGUAUGGCAGAAAAACUCUACCCCACAGAAGCAAUGAUGGAAGAAGUGUCGUAUGAAAUUUUAGUGCAAAAGCUUAAGGAGAGAUUUGACAAAACUGAUUCAGUCUUGCUCCGAAGAUAUAAUUUCGGCACAAAGGUGCAACAACCGGGAGAAUCGGCAAGCGAUUUUAUAUUUUCGUUAAAACUCCAAGCGGAGCAUUGCGAAUUUGGGGAGCAAAAGAAUCGUCUUAUUCUUGAUCGUAUUUUGGUUGGGUUGUCUGAUGGCUCUCUUAAGCAUCGUCUUUUUACGGAGGAUAGCUCCAAGUUGACGCUUGAACAGGCGGAGAAUAUUAUCGCUACGUGGGAAAUGGCGGCUACUCAUUCAAAAGCUUUAACGAACAGCGAUGUCGAUUUGGUAGCUUCACUGGGCACUAGGUACCCUUUGACUCAAGGUAGAGGUGCAGUUAUUCAACGGAUGAGGGAAGCUCAGCAAAAUUUUCACGGUUUGGUAAAAAGUCGGCUUGGUGUUCGACCUGAAAUACGACCGGCGGAAGAUAGUCAGAGAGUACAGUUUCACUCACAGCGUUUUGAACAUCGUGAUUCGUCGGCUAGUUCAGCUCGUGGUCAAUACAAAAUGGACGACCAACAAUGGCCGAUUGAUCAGCGUAUCUGCUAUCAUUGCGGACGUAGAGGACAUGUGCGAAAGAAAUGCUACAAGUGGAAGAACGAGAGCGGCAAGACGGUUAAUCGUGUUGACGCACAGGAAUCUAUUACCAGUGCAAACCAUUUAGCAGAACCAUUAGAUAGCUUGAGGAUCCAAGAUUCGGACUCAGAUGGUAAUAUCUCAGGUGAUUUACAGUGUAUGAACGUUUCUUCCAUAAACAAGAUAAGCAAUCCAUGUUUAUUGGAUGUUAAUAUUGAAAAUAUUCCUGUACAGAUGGAAGUUGACAGUGGUUCUUCUGUUUCAGUAAUUGGAAAAGAAUUGUUUGUUUCUAAAUUCAGCCUUCCUUUAUUUGAAUGCUCUAAACAAAUGAUAGUGAUAAAUGGUUCCAGGUUGAAGAUAUCUGGGGAAGUUAAGGUUGAACAUAAAGGAAGAAAAGCUAAAUUGCGAUUAUUGGUUCUUGAUUGUAGUUAUCAGUUUAUUCCAUUAUUGGGCCGACCAUGGUUGGAUGAUUUCUUUCCCAACUGGAGAAAUUAUUUCCUGGACGAUUGGAUGCCAGUGAGCAAUAUUACAAAGAUAUACAAUGAAACAUUGAUUACUGAUUUAAAAUUUCCAUUUUCUGAUAUACGUGUCAAGAAACUAUGUAAACCGGUAAACAAUUUCGGAACUGAUUCGAUUGGAAAAGGUAUCGUUCCAAAAAUUGAAUCAACAUAUGACGUUCGUUUUCUUUUGAAACAAAAAGUUUUGAAGUGUUUUGAUAAGUUAAUGGUGAUUUUCGAUAAAGAGGACAUUUAUUCAGUAUUUGCAACUAGAUUUCAAGCUGGGGUGAUUAUUUCACAAAAUAGUCAAACCGAUAUAAUAAAAUUGGCAAAUAAAAGUAACACUGGUGACGCAAAAAUGAAAAGACGCAUAGUUUUCUGGAAUGGUUUAAGCACUACUAUUAAAAGGUUUUUUGCUGCUUGUUAUGUUUGUGCAAGUAUGGCAAUUGUUACAAAACAACAAAUUAUUUCAAAAUUUAUUUAUUUAUUUAUUUACAAUCAACAGACACAAUUUGGUCCUAAUGAUAAUUCCUAAUAAUAUUCAGAAAAUUUGUACGUAUUCUGCUUCGUGACACAUUAAAAUCAUACCCAGAUGAAACGCGGUUGAACGAUCUCUGUAAACCAAUAAUAGAACCGUUUGCGCCAUAGUUGGUACGUCGUAUAGGAAGUCGAAGAAAAGCACUGUUGCGGAGAGCUCUGGGUCGCACAUUAAUAUUAAUUUCGUUGAGCAAAACGGGACAGUCGAUCCUACCGUUGAAUAUAUCUGCUAUUAUCAAAGCGCGUGAUAAUUCUCGUCGUACUUGUAAUGUGUCGAGACUCAUUAAUAACCCGCGACUUUCAUAACUAGGUAGUUGAUGAGGAUCAGUCCACGGCAAUCGACGAAGAGCGAAGCGAACGAAUCUACGCUGUAUUCCCUCAAUUCUAUGAGCACCGUUCAGGUAGCAUGGGUUCCAAACUGCCGAGCAAUAUUCGAGAGUUGAACGAACAAGCGAGCAGUAAAGCGAUUUUAGACAGUGUAUGUCUGUGAAGUGCUUAGUUAUUCUCAUUAAGAAUCCUAAGCUACGGGAAGCUUUAGCUACAAUGUAACUGAUGUGAUGCUUGAAUGUAAGUUGCUCAUCGAGAUGGACGCCAUAUUUCUCUAAAUGGGUGGAGGAAGAGAUAAUAAGAAAAGGAACCAGUAUUCCAGAAGUUUUGAUGGAACUGAUUGAACUCUUUGCUCGUUUUGGACUGCCAGACGUUUUAGUAUCUGACAAUGGUCCUCCGUUCAACUCGCAUUCCUUUAAAAGUUUUCUGGAAAGACAGGGUAUAAAAGUAUUAAACAGUCCUCCAUAUAAUCCUGCUAGUAAUGGCCAGGCAGAGAGACUGGUAAGAACAGUAAAAGACGUUCUUAAAAAGUUCUUAUUGGAACCGGGAAUGCUAGAACUGAGGUUGGAAGAUCAAAUAAAUCUAUUCUUAAUAAAUUAUAGAAAUCAUAACAUGACGAUGGAGGGCAGUUUUCCUUCUGAAAAAGUAUUUUCUUAUACUCCAAAAAUGUUAAUCGAUUUGGUUAACCGUAAGAAACACUAUGAAAAAAUGUUAGCGACUUAUACUCUAAUUGGUGAUGAUACAAAACCGGAUCAUGACAAUAAGGCGGAUCUGCCUGAUCUACUAGAUACUCUGACACCAGGAGAUAGUGUGUGGUAUAAACACAAUAUGUCUCAUAUACGUGGAAAAUGGAUUAAGGCAUCAGUUUUAAAACAUUUAUCUAAAAAUUUAUUGCAGAUCAUGGUUGGAAACGAGGCGACUACUACGGUUCAUCGAAGCCAAAUAAGGAUCGUUACGAAUAAACGAGGUUCACCAUAUCAGCCAAGACCAUCGAUGCGAAUGGUCAAGACUGGUCGGCCAAUCCUGACUGUCGAGGAAUCUGUAGUGGCAACACAAGAUGGAAGCGGUGUCCGGCAAAUACCUGAUCGAAAUGCUAUCCAACCGUCGAAUGAUCCUAAUACACAAAUUUUUAGAUUUAGUAGGAAACGAAAAUUUCCACCAGAUCCGGUAGCGCUAACUGGCCUACCUAGGCGUUCGAAAAGAGCUAGAAAACCUAGAAUCGAAAAUGAAUUCGAAUAUUUUUGAGUUUUGUUGUUACUUGAAUUAUUGUUCAUUCUUUUUAAAGGAGGAAGAGCUAUUGUAUAUUGAAUUCUUAUUACUUACACUUUAGAGUGUAUUCAGCAACACUUCGGCGCAACGCGCAACACUGCUGUCAUUAUGAGCAAACUUAAUAAAUGAGCCAGAGGCUCACUCACUUCUGUUUUUUGCAA
Molecule: messenger RNA, 6337 nt
Organism: Malaya genurostris
Lineage: Eukaryota; Metazoa; Arthropoda; Insecta; Diptera; Culicidae
Product: zinc finger protein OZF-like
Exons: 3
Coding region: 145-1416 (423 amino acids)
Biological process (GO): regulation of transcription by RNA polymerase II
Molecular function (GO): zinc ion binding; DNA-binding transcription factor activity; RNA polymerase II cis-regulatory region sequence-specific DNA binding
Source: RefSeq, a predicted model, not a curated record